Molecule: messenger RNA, 863 nt
Organism: Nematolebias whitei (Rio pearlfish)
Lineage: Eukaryota; Metazoa; Chordata; Actinopteri; Cyprinodontiformes; Rivulidae
Gene: tmem35
Product: transmembrane protein 35
Exons: 2
Coding region: 58-543 (161 amino acids)
Biological process (GO): chaperone-mediated protein complex assembly; positive regulation of protein localization to cell surface
Cellular component (GO): endoplasmic reticulum
Molecular function (GO): acetylcholine receptor regulator activity
Source: RefSeq, a predicted model, not a curated record
AACUGUUCAUUCACUCCAGUGCGGAAGCGCCUCCAGCUGCGUGCGUGCUGCCGAAAGAUGGCCUCACCAAGGACAAUAACCAUAGUGGCCCUUUCUUUUGCUCUGGGUUUAUUCUUCGUGUUCAUGGGGACCAUUAAGCUCACUCCGAGACUGAGCAAAGACGCCUACAGUGAAAUGAAAAGAGCGUACAAGAGCUACGCCAAGGCGUUGCCAGGUCUUAAGAAGAUCGGGGUCAGCUCGGUGCUGCUCCGCAAGAUCAUCGGCUCCCUGGAAGUGGGCUGUGGAGUAGUGCUGACCCUGGUGCCGGGCCGGCCGAAGGACGUGGCCAACUUCCUGCUGCUGCUGGUCAUGCUGGCCGUUCUGUUCUUCCACCAGCUAGUAGGAGACCCCCUGAAACGGUACGCCCACGCUCUAGUCUUCGGCAUUCUGCUCACCUGCCGACUGCUCAUCGCCCGCCAGAGCGACGACCGGCCGGAGCGCGAGGACAGCAGAGAGGAGCAGCACGUCAACGACCAGGAACGAAACAAAGUCAAGCUGUCUUAAGAUCGCCUUUCACCUGGAUCUGAGCAGCAGUAAAUCUGGUACACCUCUACGGACUAGAUUUUAAGGGAAACAUUCACUCCAAGUAAUAAUUCUGACAUACGUCUUACGUCUUGUCCAGCUGAUUGACUGAUUACUUUCACCUCGCUCGUUACAUCCUCUGCACUUUUACUGUGAAACUACGAAGUCCCGUCCUGUGCAUCCUCUACAUAUCAGUGGACAAUCGUGAAAAAUCUGUUGAUCUCAACUCAAAUGUCACACACAGUCAACGCAGCUUCUUAUUAUUUUCAGUCCCAUGCUGUAUUCAUGUUUGUUUUAAUUUU